Phalacrocorax carbo (great cormorant) is the source of this 1675-nucleotide messenger RNA. NCBI's taxonomy places the organism in Eukaryota, Metazoa, Chordata, Aves, Suliformes, Phalacrocoracidae. The record is from RefSeq and is a predicted model, not a curated record.
CGUGGUUGUGCUGGGGCGGGGAGGGGGCGGGGCCAACCGGCAUGCUGCUUUGGGGACGCGCUCUGCGCGGGCUGUGGAGGGCGGGACCGCGGGGGUCCCCGGUCCCGGGGGGGUCCCCGGUCCCGGGGGGGGGCCCGGGCCGCCCCCUCCGCACCGCGACCCCGCUCAGCUCCGACAUCUUCCGCGACCUGGGUUCGGGGCUGCAGCGUCUGGGUCAGACGCUGAAGGAUCAGGUGCUGGACUUGGGGGGCGGGUUGGGGGGCUGGACCCCCCUGGGAGCCCCCCUGGGCCCACGCCCCCCUGAAGAAGCCGAUGUGGUGGUGGUGGGGGGCGGCGUGGUGGGCUGGUCGGUGGCGUACUGGCUGAAGGUGCUGGAGGGCCAGCGGCACGGCAUGAAGGUGCUGGUGGUGGAGCGUGACCCCACGUAUUCCCAAGCCUCCACGGUGCUGUCAGUGGGGGGGAUCCGGCAGCAGUUUUCCCUCCCGGAAAAUAUCCGCAUGUCCCGCUUUUCUGCCAGCUUCCUCCGCAACAUCAAUGAGCACCUCAGGGUGCCGAACGAGCCCCCCAUCGACAUCCAGUUCCAGCCCUCGGGGUACCUCUUCCUUGCCCCCGCCGAGGGUGCUGCCAGGCUGGAGGCCACUGUCCAGCUCCAGAGGGAGGAAGGGGCGCAGGUGGCCCUGCUGUCCCCCACCCAGCUGAAGGCGAAAUUCCCUUGGAUAGACACAGAGGACGUGGCCGUGGCAUCCUAUGGUCUGCAGGAUGAAGGCUGGUUCGACCCCUGGACCCUCCUCAACGCUUUCCGACGCAAAGCCACAUCCCUGGGGGUCCAGAGCUGCUCCGGGGAGGUGCGAGGUUUCGUCACCUCGGCUGAGGACAUGAUGCCACCGUGGGAAAAGGCACCGGCGACCGCACGCAUCAGAUAUGUCCACAUCCACAUGCCGGACAGCCUGGAGUACCAGCCCGUCGCCUGCGCCAUCGUCAUCAACGCCGCCGGCGCCUGGGCCGGGGAGCUGCUGAAGGCAAAGGGGCUGCCGGGGGAGCUCUGCCAGCCCCCCCUGCCCAUCCAGCCCAGGAAGAGGUACGUGUUCUCCUGGCACUGCCCCGACGGCCCCGGCUUCUCCUGCCCCCUCCUCGUCGACACCACCGGUGCUUAUUUUCGCCGUGAUGGCAUUGCUGGCAACUACCUUGGCGGCAUGAGCCCACCCGAGGAGGAAGAGCCAGAUCCAGGCGAUCUCUCAGUGGAUCAUGAUUUUUUCCAGGAGCAGGUCUGGCCCCGGCUAGCUCGGCGCGUCCCAGCCUUUGAAUCCCUCCAUCCCCGGGGGGCUUGGGCGGGUUAUUACGAUCAUAACACCUUCGACUGUAACGGGGUGCUGGGUCCUCACCCCAAAUUAGAAAAUCUAUUUUUAGCAGCGGGUUUUAGCGGACAUGGGUUACAACAUGCGCCCGCUGCCGGCAGAGCCGUGGCCGAGCUGGUGGUGAAGGGAAAAUACGAGAGUUUGGACCUGCGGCGGUUGGGAUGGGGGAGGUUGGUUGAGGGGGAGCCCCUGGAGGAAGAUGGGGUGGUUUGAGGGGGGCAGGGGGGGAAACUGAGGCACGGCGGUGGGAACCCCCUCCCCAGUCUGGAUAUUGGUGGGGGAUUGGUGUUGUGCCCUGCAGAAAUAAAAGUGGUGGAUGA